AUGGCUGCUGAAGAUCCCGAUCAAACUUCCGAUUCUCCGGAUUACGACAAAAUGUUUGAUAAGGUUACAUCUGAGCCAGAGAUAUUAGCCGAAUAUUGCGAUUUUGUGGCUACUGCUCAGAAGACUGAUAAGUCGAGUGCUCAAGUUCACAAUUCCUCUGAGGAUGUUGAGGAUGUGGAAAAGACCAAUACCCUCAUUAACAAAGUGCCUGAAUUGGAAUACCACUCUAGGGCUGAAGGGACUACUUCUAAACAUCAGACUCAGCCCUCAAACAAUGUUGCUGAUGCUGAAAUUCCUUUGUCUGCGAGGGCAACGGUUUUGACUCUUGCUCACCCAGGAGUGAAAGUCUUUCGCAAUCGCCUAGGACAAGAAAGUGUUUUAUGUCCUGACUGUUGCAAAUUUGGCGUCCGUUCCAGUCCGUAUGCCUCUGUUGAGGGUUGUACUAACCUAAAGGCAUCUGAUUUCAAGAAGCACCUGGAAACUACAUCCCAUAAAAAUUCUGUGAAGAAUAAAGAAAAAGGGAAGCAAAAGGUCUCCACGGGUGAGGACUUCCUUAAAGCUCAGACUGCUGGUCCUGUUUCUCGAGAGGAGCCAUCUCCAACUGUCUUAACAGUUCUUCAGGAGUUAGUUAUGUCCAUUGAAAAGCUUUCGUCCACUGUGGAUAAAAUUUCGUCCUCGGUGGAUAAAAUUUCGUCCUCGGUGGAGAAGCUGGUGGAGAAGCUUUCGUGAAAAACCAAUUUAAUCUUUCAUGUCUGAUAUCUAGGAUGUAAAUUUGUAUGCGAUAUGAACUCAUAUAUUGUUAACGCUGUUCUUGUCUUUUUUGGGACCUAGAAUAAG
Molecule: messenger RNA, 837 nt
Organism: Salvia hispanica
Lineage: Eukaryota; Viridiplantae; Streptophyta; Magnoliopsida; Lamiales; Lamiaceae
Source: RefSeq, a predicted model, not a curated record